AUGGAUGUACCAAGCUUUACCCUACGAUUCAAGGCUCCCUCGGACGAUCCAACUCAGCCCGUGCAGAACUGCCAAUUGCACAUCGUGAGUUCCGGUGUGGUUGAAGUCUUUGCCAACGGCGCCACCGCGACCAUUGACACUGAAGGCAAGUGGUACCAGGCGGGCGCGUUUAUUGUGGCCAGUGUCAUAGUUUCUACUGCGGACAUGUCGUCCUUUGUCUUCCAAGUGGAUCAGUUCCAGGCUGCUGGGGGCAAUUCUGUGGUCAUCCAGGCCGAUGUCUUGAACCCCAACGGAAAGCUCAACUCGAAGCUUGCCUUCAUCCAGCAUGCAGAUGACCUCCUAAAUGCCAAAACUCAGACAGGAGAUCCAUUGAUUACACCAGGGGCCGUCAAUCAGCAGGAUGCAGAGCGAGCUGCGGCCAUGAUCAACCAAUUUAACAAGACCCAAAUAUUUCUCGGUCGGCCAGGUCAACCCCUGAAGAGGAAUGACAACAGCCCAAAGCUCUACAACCCCAAAACAAAGAGGCCGACAAUCAUCGCCGGCAUUGGCUUCUUCUCCUGGUGCUUCGAAAAGGCCAAGCAGGCUACAAGCUGGGUCCUUCAGAAGAUUGGUAAUACCCUCAAUUCAUCCUGGACGGCGUUGAAGCCGUUGAAAGCCAUGAGCUGGGUCUUUGAAAAGAUCAACGUCGGAGUGCAGAAGCUGAUUGACUUUGUCGGGGUCAUCUUCCAAUGGGGAGACGUCCUCGAUACUUCCGACAGCAUCGUGGCCUUUAUCAACGCUGGCCUCGAAUAUGCACAGGACCAAGUCUCGGGCCUGAGGGCUAAGGAGCAGCAGUUCAUGCAGACUCUAAAAGACUCUGAUUCCGAGGAGAAAAGCAGCAUGGAUGCGGCCAAGAACAGCGUCACAUACAACUGGGUGUCCGGAUGUCAUGUCGGCCAUACCAACUCUAGAGGCUUCAACGCCUUCUCACUGCUCAUGGCCAUCCCCGUGACGGCUGUGUACAGGGUGGUCAAAGGAACAGCACUACCGUCCCUGAAGGGCAUGGACAAGACCACUUUCGCAGCCUACGUGAAUGGCACCCUAGGUGACGACGACUCGGAUUUUUGCAUCACUCGCACACAGAUUCAGAUCGUUGGGUUCGCUAUCGCGGCCAAAGCAACUCACCUUGAAGUCGGCUUUCAGCUGAUUAGCUGGGUGACCAACAAGAUCCAAGGCCUCGCCGCCGAGACCAUAGACACUGGUCUAAUCUUUGUUGGUGUGACUAUGCUGAUCAUCGGAUGGCCUGUUGCUAGCCAGAAGGACAUGGGAAUGAGAUUCAUCGUCUGUGGGUUCGACUACUCCAGUGUAGUUGCUCUUGCAACCGCAUGUUUCGUCUCAUGGAAGACAAGCACCCCACGUUCCGAGACAGCGCCAGCAGUGGCUACUUGGGUCGCUCUCACGUCCAUCCCCUCAUACAUGAUCAAGAUCAUCGUCAACAACAACUCGGAGUCAAGCGACCCAAGCCCUCUUAACAGGCCCCUCUUAUUACGUGAAUAG
This is a messenger RNA of Fusarium falciforme, 1536 nucleotides long. RefSeq lists its product as hypothetical. The record is from RefSeq and is a predicted model, not a curated record. The transcript has 7 exons. The coding region runs from base 1 to 1536 and encodes 511 amino acids. NCBI's taxonomy places the organism in Eukaryota, Fungi, Ascomycota, Sordariomycetes, Hypocreales, Nectriaceae.